This is a messenger RNA of Echinops telfairi (small Madagascar hedgehog), 8373 nucleotides long. RefSeq names its product myocardin related transcription factor B (gene MRTFB). The transcript is spliced from 15 exons. NCBI's taxonomy places the organism in Eukaryota, Metazoa, Chordata, Mammalia, Afrosoricida, Tenrecidae. Gene Ontology annotation, biological process: smooth muscle cell differentiation. Bases 200 to 3457 code for a protein of 1085 amino acids. The record is from RefSeq and is a predicted model, not a curated record.
UACGGGCUUCCAGCAGCAGGAGCGUGCCUGCAGGUCAAGCCGGGAGCUGCAAGGAAUGGCCGCCUGCGGCCACUUAAAGACUUAACUGCCCAGCGAAUUGUGACCCAGGGACCAGGAAUCUCCACUCCCUUUGCUCUGCCGCUGGGUGCAUUGAGCUUCUCUGCCGCUUGAUGCUGCCUGCCUCCAGAAGCCUCUCACCAUGAUCGAUAGCUCCAAGAAGCAGCAGCAGGGCUUCCCUGAGAUUUUAACGGCCGAGGAUUUCGAACCAUUAAAAGAGAAGGAAUGCCUUGAAGGGAGCAACCAGAAAAGUCUAAAGGAAGUGCUCCAGCUGAGGCUGCAACAAAGGAGGACAAGAGAACAACUCGUGGACCAGGGCAUCAUGCCACCUCUGAAGAGUCCGGCGGCAUUCCAUGAACAGAUAAAAAGCUUGGAACGAGCCAGAACUGAAAACUUCUUGAAGCACAAGAUUCGGAGCCGACCAGAUCGUUCUGAACUUGUGAGAAUGCAUAUUUUAGAAGAAACAUUUGCAGAGCCAUCUCUCCAGGCUGCUCAGAUGAAGCUGAAGCGGGCUCGGCUGGCCGAUGAUCUGAACGAAAAGAUUGCCCAAAGGCCUGGCCCAAUGGAGCUGGUAGAGAAGAAUAUCCUUCCUGUAGACUCCAGUGUUAAGGAAGCAAUUAUAGGUGUUGGAAAAGAAGACUAUCCCCAAACUCAGGGUGAUUUCUCAUUUGACGAAGACAGCAGCGAUGCCUUGUCCCCAGACCAGCCAGCCAGCCAGGAGUCACAAGGCUCAGCUGCGUCCCCCAGUGAGCCAAAAGUCAGUGAAGCGCCUUCUCCUCUGACUGCACACCCUCCAGCCCAGUUUACUUCAGUGCCCCCAGCCGUUCCUGAAUUCUUGAAAACUCCUCCUGCGGAUCUGCCUCCCACAAGGUCUGCGGCACCCAUUCUCCCCACAAGCCUUGUGUCCUCAGCAAAGCCUGGGCCAGCACUGGUAAAGCAAAGCCAUCCCAAGAACCCAAAUGACAAACACCGGAGCAAAAAGUGCAAAGACCCGAAACCGCGGGUCAAGAAGCUGAAGUACCACCAGUACAUUCCACCAGAUCAGAAAGGUGAGAAGAACGAGCCACAGAUGGAUUCCAACUACGCUCGCCUGCUCCAGCAGCAGCAGCUCUUCCUGCAGCUGCAGAUCCUGAGCCAGCAGCAGCAGCACUACAACUACCAGACCAUCCUGCCUGCACCACUCAAGUCAAUCAGUGACAAAAAUAACAAUGGUGGGAACUCAGCUUUGAACAAUCCCACACCCAACACACUGAGACAGAACACACCUGUUCCUGUGAGAAAGCCAGGCCCGCUGCCUUCCAGCUUGGAUGACUUAAAGGUGUCUGAACUGAAGACAGAACUAAAGUUAAGGGGCCUGCCAGUGUCGGGCACCAAACAGGACCUCAUCGAGCGCCUGAAGCCCUACCAGGAAGUCAACAGCAGCGGGGUCACCACAGGCAGUAUCGUGGCAGUGUCUGCUCCUUCCAUUGUCACUAGUAACCCAGACGUCACCACAGCCUUGCCAGCUACAACACUCCCCAACACAGUGACCAGCUCCAGCUCCAUGCUCAAAGCAGACUUGCCACGCCCAGGAAGCAGAGGCACGGCCCAGGCCGAGAACACCCAUUCCCCGCUGCCCAUCUCGCCAUCCCCCUCGGAGCAGUCCAGCCUCAGUACGGAUGACACACACAUGACAGACACCUUCACGGAGAUCAUGACCAUGAUGUCUCCCUCACAGUUCUUGUGCUCGUCCCCCCCGAGAGUCCCCAGUACAGAGGACAGCAUGAGCCCGACCAGCAGCACCAUGUCCUGUCUGGAACUAGAUGCUGCUGAGAAGGACCGCAAGCUUCAGGAGAAGGAGAAGCAGAUUGAAGAGCUGAAGCGGAAACUGGAGCAAGAGCAGAAGCUGGUGGAAGUGCUGAAGAUGCAACUCGAGGUGGAAAAGCGAGGGCAGCAGCAACAGCAGCGGCCGCCGCCCAAAGCCCUGCCCCACACGCCAGCGAACUCUGCCCCGAAGUUAGACCCUCACCUCGGCGGCAGCAUGGGCUCUGCCGUCAAGGACGAGACCUCGCUCCCAGACUGCUCCACCUCCAGGCCACUCGUCCCAGUCACCAGCCAUUCCACGGGCCAGCCCGCUGCCACAGGAGGCCAGACCCUUGUUGCCAAACAGGCCGUGUUUAUCAAGCGAGAGUUGCCUGUGGCCCCAGUGGAGCCACAGGACAUUGUCUCACAGUUUUAUGUGAGCACUCAGGGACAGCCGACACCUGCCAUGGCCGCCCAGCCCCAGACCUUGCUGACCACGCAGACAGCUCAGCUGCUGCUCCCAGUGUCCAUCCAGGGCUCAAGUGUGGCCUCCGUGCGGCUCCCACUGGGCACCCUCCAGCUCCAGACAGCACCACAAGCUGGACUCCAGCCUCAGCCUCAGCCAGCCACUGCUCCACAAUUACCUACCGCUGCCUUGUCAUCAGGCCUGGCCCCACCUGCACUUCAGCAGGAUGCUUUCCCUCAGCAUGUGCUCAGCCAACCUCAGCAAGUCCCGAAGGUUUUCACAAGCUCAGCACCAACUACAGCCCUCCCGUUCCAGAGGCAGCCUGCUCCCUCGGCCCAGCAGCCUUUCAUUACCAAGGCGCCCAGCAGAAACGCUCCACGUCCAGCAGUGCACAAUGGACCCAGCCCUCCCAGCAAGCCCAGCUCACCACCGCCACCUCAGCAGUUUGUUGUCCAGCAUGCCCUGUUUGGCAGCCCCGUCACCAAGACAAGAGACCCCCCUCGUUACGAAGAGGCUGUCCGGCAGACGCGCAGCGCCCAGCCCUCCGCCCCAGAGAUUUCCAGCGCGCACAGUCAGCAGAUGGACGACCUCUUUGACAUCCUCAUCAAGAGCGGAGAGAUUUCUCUCCCUGUCAAAGAAGAACCUUCUCCUAUUUCCAAAAUGAGACCAGUGACAGCCAGCAUCACCACAAUGCCAGUCAGUACCGUGGUGUCCCGGCCACCGCCCCAAGUCCAGAUGGCACCGCCGGUCUCCUUAGAGCCCGUGAGCAGCUUCUCCACCAGUUUAGAGAACCAGCUAGAAGCCUUCUUGGAUGGAACUUUGCCUUCAGCCAAUGAGAUCAGCCCUCUGCCAAGCAGCAUUGAAGACAGAGAGCCCUUCUCCCUGAUCGAGGACCUCCACAGUGAUCUGCUGAUCAACUCCAGCGUGCUGGACCACUCCCACUCACCCAUGGAAACUUCCGAGGUCCAAUUUGCUGCAAAUACUCCCUGCCUGUCACUUGACCUUUCUGACACAAACUUGGACAAUAUGGAAUGGUUGGACGUCACCAUGCCUGCCACGUCAUCAGGACUCACCCCUCUCGGUGCCACUGCUCCAAGUAUGUUUUCUGCUGACUUUCUGGACCCACAGGACCUGCCGCUGCCCUGGGACUAACGUCACGGAUGCUGGAACUCAGAGUUUCCCGUGGUUUAAGAACAUGGGAUGGUUGUCCCAGGUUCAUGUUUAGCCAUACAGCCAUAGUUGCACCUUUGCAGUUAAAAUGUGUUGUCCCCAAAAGAUGGGUAGGAGGUCAUGACCUGGAAACAAGUCUGAAAAUGUGGCAUCAGACUUGGCAGUGAACUUCUAAGAUUCCACAUCAUGGAAGGCCCCUGGAAUACACUCAUCACUGAACAUCCUCUCCUGCUCCCAACUUCAGUCAAGAUGAAAAGGGGAACAUACACAGGAAAAUGCCAUUCGAAUUCUCUGGUAACCAACUCCACUUUACAAAAGACAGGCAGCUCUCCACUGGGACCCCAAGGCUGCCUGUGAGAGAGAGGGAGGUCACGAUCCUUGAAAAUUUCCUAGAGGUGGCCUGAACCGAGCCCCGGACCCAGCAGGGUGAGAGGCCGUAGAGCUUCCGCCAGUUCAGUGAGAAGAUGCAUCCAACUGUAGACUUUGGGUUCCCUUUAGAAACCUGAGUGAGUGAGCGAGUGAGUGAGUGAGUGAGUUGGUGUUGUGACUUUGGGGAAUCUUGACUUAGAUUCCCAAAUUUAAAUCUAAAUGGAAGAUCUUUCACUAUAGGCAGUGGGUGUCUACAAAACACAGUCAUAAGCAGUGUCCACUGCUGUGGAAAGACCGGCCAUAUCACUAACACUGAAAACCCUGUCCACCACCCCCUGUGCUGGUUAGAUUGGGUUUCCUGUGUAUAUUCGACAUUUGUACGUGCAAUUUGACUUUGUGAUUUGUACAGCCUACCUUGGGGUAAGGAAAUGGGUUUUCGUUCAUCCCACUCCUCCGAAUAACUCAAAACAUUUCUGGAGGACUUGAGCCACAUGUCUCUCCUUAUUUAAAGACUUGUUUGCUGACUUUCAGGAAACCAGACCCAUCUCAAAGAACCAAAAAAGGCUUUAGCAGUAUGCCUCUUCCUGGGCUGGGGAACUGUAGCCAGCAGGGGCAAAGUCUGUGGUCCCUGCCAGGCCUGUGCAGUGUGUGUGGGCACAGGUUCUCACAGCAGGACGGCUGCCAGACCCACUCUGGCCUUCCUCCUCCUCCUCCUCCUCUUCCUCCUCUUCAGGCUGACCAUGGAUUACUACUAUCUGACAGGUGUGUGCCUGGGUGUCAAGCCUAUACUCUUACUACAUUAUCAAGCCUAAACUUGUAAAACUGGAGGCUUUAUUCAUAGGUUUUUGUUUGGUUUGGUAUUGUUUUGUUUGUUUUGUUUACCAUUGAAAAAAGAGUUACGACAUAUUUGCUGAGUAGUGGAAGACUUUUCUAAAAUGGCAACUAUUGUAGAAUUUCCAAAUUCAGGCUCAUCACGUAUAUACAUAACAAAAUAGAACUGAAAAAGAAAAAAACAACUCUACCAGUCUGGGAUUGAUUUUGUAUUGCAUAAUGGUGGGUCUUCCGUUUCCACCUGUGUAAACCCUGGGGUCAGGGGGAGCACCCUGGUUAGGUGCCUCUAAUAACCUGCAGGAAGGUGGCCAGGCCCACUAUUGGGUAUGAAUUUUGUAACCAUUUCUAGACCUGUGUCUUGCCUAAGAACAGAGCUUCUGUGUAUUUGGGUGUUUGGGGUAAGCUCAGGCAUUUGCUCCACGGAAGAGCAGUCUGUUCAGCACUGGAGCACUGGAACCCUCUCCUGGCCAACACGUGCUAACCUGGAAGCUCUGAAAGUGGGCCCGUGGGAGGCAGAGGCUGUCCUGGUCAGUGCAGCCUGUAAGGACGAGGCUAAGUCCUGGGAAAGUGGCAGUGUGAUGCAUGAGGUCCAAGCACGACCAGAGUGCUCAGCAUUGGGCUGUACCAGAACCCUGGCCGCAGGUGUCAGGAAGGGCUCCUGCCUCCCAGGGCAGCAAUGUUGGCUGGAAAAGUACUUCCAGAGGGCUGGGGCUAAGGAUUGGGGUCAGGAGUUUUUCAGGCCCAUCUCUCCCUCUGAGCAUCACUUUCAUGCAGAUCUGAAUGGCUCUAAGUUAACACUAGUUAGCACCAGGACUAUUGGGGACAACUGAACAGCUGUGUUAUUAACUCCUAUCGAAUUGCUUUCUAUUCCAUAAGCCCGCAUGUAUACAUAGAUCAUUUUCUAGCCUGUAGGCCUUUUUAUUGCUUUUAAACCCAGGUUUGAAACACAUCACAGGGAGGCAAGGAAUUCUAGCUCAGUCGCUGUUCUCUCUGGGCUCCCAGCUGCUAAAGUGCCCACUUCACGCAUGUGUUCAAACCUGUGUGUGUGUGGUGAACUCUAAAGCCUCCCACUUGUACCAUCUCUCGUGGCCCUCACCGCCUGGCUCAGAUGUCUGUACUCCUCUCUGGGGUGUUGACUGCAUGCUCCAGUUUAGAUGAAUAUGUGGAAAAUAUGCAGCAAAGGGUACCACCAAAGAUGACACUGAUCCACGUCCCUCGAGCGCCCUCUGUGCUUACGAAGUGCAGUGUCCACUAAAGAAAAUGGUUUGUCUGUCUGAGGUUAGCCUCACACCUAGCAAAUAAAUUUCAGGUCAAAGCAGCCGCGGGAGUUUUCAGGUUGCACGUAUGUAGUUCAGGAGUAGCACUGAUGUACAGUUGAUCGCAGAACAUCUUACAUUGCCAAGAAAAAGCUAAGUCCUAAAAAUGCCAUCUCGCACACCCCAGCCCUAGUUCCUUUUCUACCUGAGACACAAUCAUGGCGCCCUCGGUGGUCUGCAUUCUGGAGGUAUCAGAUCACAGAAGUGGGGGUGGUAUGAGGAACAAGUAAGACUACAGUUUCUACAAAGUCUUUGGAAGCGGAGGGAAUGUGGUUACCUUGUACAUUUCAGCAAAGCACCUGCUAGGAAACCCACCUGCCUGAAGUUUGGUGGCUCAUAGUCCUGGGGUUCUUCCUGAAAUGUGUAAGCCAGUGUGUAAGACCUGCCACAGAUGUAUCCUACGUUUGCAGAACUCCUUAGUGGUCAGAUAGUCUAUUUUCAUCAGACCAAAAGGCUGGUGGGAAUUUCCUUCUGAGGACUGCACAGCUCUGUGGCCACGGAACAGGCACUUGCCUGGUUGCUGAGAGCAGUUCGCCAACAUGCCUGGCUAUGAAUGGUGCCGCAGAGCUCCGCGGGGCGUGGACAUGGCAUGGACAUGCCUGCUCGUCCAUGGUCACCUGGCUGACGUGGACUUUGUCUGCCUUCACUCGGGCCCUCCCGGUCCUCUUAGGGCUGACUGCAGGCUGAGCCCACCACUACAGCUGACAUGGCAGCAGGCCCCACAAGUGGUAAGACAGCCCCUGCCCUGUGUCCUCAGAUGGACACUUAGACAGCUUUGUAAAUUUGGGGGAGCCCUCACUUGUGGGAAGCUUCCCAGAAGGGUCAGGCAUCGGGAGGGUGGGGGGUCUUGGGCAGCCCCAGGGACUUUCUAAAGAGAAUUGCUAAUCCAGGUGUGCCUGCCACCAAGGCAACACUAGGCAGUUCAGUCACCUUCACAAAUAUGGUGAAAGAUGAACACCCUACCCCCUGGCAGAGAGGUCCCACAUUGAGCCUCCAAUGAUCAGUGAGGGCCGACUGGAAAGUCAGUGUUAUCAGCAGAGCCUGCCAGUAUAUGUGGAGAGCUUCCUUAGCCUGCAUUUCAGCAAAUCGUUGAGGUGAUUUCAGUCAAAACUGGAAGUGAACAAUAACAUGUAAACAUUUCUUCCUGGCUUAAGCCUUCAAUACGUGUUCAUUGAACCCUCAUUCUGGACUGCACCUCAUAGGCAGGCCCGUGCCCCACUCCCACCCCACCCCGUUUCUCCCAGUGCCUGAGGAAGGGCAUCAUCAAAAAGGCUUGUCGUUCAAAAAGCUGCACAUGUUUACAAAGGAGCUCCAGAUCCAAGCUUUGCUCUGUGAACCAUCAUUGGAAAAAGGUGUCACAAUUUGUGACCACAGGUGGCGAUCUCAGAUCUUCACGGUGCUGUCGAAAGUCAAAUGAAACAUGUUAUUGGAGGGAGAUACCAAGGUAGCUGUAGUGUGGAACAGAGCUUUAUGCCAACCCAAGACUUUGAUACAGUGUAUGGAGUCGCGGAAACUCAUGGAACAAUUACCUGUCCACACUAUGCAGUAAGAACACUUGAUAAUUCAGAGAGGAAGAGGAGGAGGUUGCAUUUAGGUAAGAAAGGAUUUCUUAUCUACCCAAAGUACUUAACUGUCUAGUAACCAACAGUGAUGCAAAACGUGCUUUAAAGGAACCAAAGGCAUUGCCAAGUAUUUGCCAAAAGGAGACACUUUUUAUUUAAAAGUUGAGAUCAAUGGUAUCUCAAAAAAUUAGUCCCAAAAAGGUAUUACCCACUUAAGAUUUAAUUUUCACAAAGAUGUAGAUAUUUCUCUUGUUUUCAUGUAAAAUAGCAUAGAUUUGUUGGUUUUAGGAUAAUACAUACUUAGUAGAAAUACAAAGUUGUGUUAUUUUUCAUUUCUCUGUAGAAAUUUGUUUUGUCCUUUUCUUGCUUGCAACAGCCAUGCUUGACGUAAUUGGGGUUUCUCUUCUUUUCAUGGUCGCAUUAUGUCUUAGCAUCUCACUUUAUGAAAAACAGAGAAAGGUACCAGUCUACCGAGCCCUGCUUGUCGAAGCACUAGCUUAAAAAAGAGAAAGAAAAAUCAGCCCACACAAACCUGGGGCGGUCGGGCCGGCCGUGGAUUGCCUUUAUGUGGUUCUUGAAGGAAAGACCACGAUGCCUUUGUGUUUGCUGUUUGCACCCGAGAUCAAUUCCAUAUCAUGUCUGAAAUGCCAUACAUUUUGCACAUGUACUGUACAUAAGUAAUGCAUAUGUAUUUUUAUAUGUGUACCCAUUUAUCAUCAGACCUUUUGUACAUAAUGGCAGUAUUGUCGCUGAUCAGGAAAUGUUUGAUAUCUCAGCAAUUUUGCAUUUUUGUGUCUCAAAUAAAAUACAUUUUGAUGUA